Molecule: messenger RNA, 3084 nt
Organism: Linum tenue
Lineage: Eukaryota; Viridiplantae; Streptophyta; Magnoliopsida; Malpighiales; Linaceae
Source: the annotation of a GenBank genome assembly
UAGGAUCCGGACCCCUUGAAGAAACGAAAAAAAGGAAAGCCUAAAAGAGAGCGAGCGACGGAGGGGGGAGCAAAGUUAGGCUGGGAGAAGGUCCACGGAACACCAGCAGUGGCCGCGAAAACAAAUCGCGACUCUUUCUCCUCCGUGUCUCUUCUUUUCCUCCUUCCGCUUCGGCCGUCUCUUCUUCCUUCUUCCGCCGUCGACCUCGAUCUCCGGCGCCCCUCCGCUGCGCAAUUCUCUCCGUCCGACGUCGCCGGAGCACGAGCAAGUGAAAGGGCGCGAGAAUCCGGAGGGAACAACGAAAGGAAAAGGGAAAAGACGCGGGAGGUUAGAGAUGAUCACGAGAUCGAAUCUAGCGGAGCAGUUGAGGGAGUACCAGAUUCGAUCCAAGCAUGAUUGGGCCUCCGUUUCCUUCUUCUCCUCCACUUCGAAUAGUUUCAGUCACUCGAGGGUUGAUGUUGUCAUAUUCGUCAUAUGGGAACUCGUCGUUCUAGCCUUCCUGGUCUUCUCAGCCGUAUCUUUAUACUUUAGGCACAUGCGACUUGCCUUCAUCUUAGUCUGCAUCACGUUAAUAUUGGUGCUAUGCAUGAAAGUGACGAAGCAAGUUAGGCUAGCAAGGAAGAAGAAACGAAGAAUGCUUCUGCCUCUAUCCAUGUAAAAGGGCAAAACAAAAGUAGUAACUCCUUUUGUUCUGGGAGUUUUAGUUAUGCAGAGCUUGUAAACUGCUGGUGUUCGCUUCCCAGCAAUCUCUCUGUCUAGGUUUGUUGGUGGAUUCUACACAGAUUUUACCUGAAAGCAAAAGACAAGCCGGUGAACUCAACAAACGCCGAUUCUCAGAGUAACUCGUCAUGGAAAUUUUGCGACCAUUGCUUUAUUCGAGGUACUUUUUUCUUUCAUGGUGCUCAGGGUUUAACAUUUAAUGGCUGCAUCUCUCGAAAGUUUGCAAGUAGUAGUAGACAUACUUGAAGGGAGGGACGAAUUCUACAGAGAGAUCAAUAUUCUUCACUGAACGGAUGUGUAAUUCUGCUCGGGGCAAUUUUUAUGUUUCUUUACAAGAAUUGAUGUACAACUACUGUAAAGAGAAAUGCUCAAGGCGCAGAAUGUGGGGUUUCAAGUUUUCACCAUGAAUACAAUUGGGGAAAUGGUUGUGCUUUACUUCCCCUUUCUUUACCUCGAGCUAGCAAUAAGACUAUGGUUGUGCUUACUUCUUUUACAUUGAGUUAGCAAAGACUGUAACUACUCUCUCUAGGGUUUGAAGAAAUGGACUCCAAUACCCUUCGUGACGAUAAUCCAAAUGGCCGCGGUCACCACAAGCACACUGAGAACCAUCCCAGAGACGCCCAGAAUCCAGUUCAAACACCAGCUCCUGCUGUAUCUGCCUGGCUUCUUCAUCACAAUCCACAUGAAACACGGAUACGCCAAGGUGAGCGGCAGGGCAAUCCCUCCGAUCAGCCCGGCCAGGCUUGGCAGGAAUGGGAGAGCCACCGCGAUGAAGCAGGUCAGGCACCCGAAUAACAGUCUGAGCGCUGAACGAAGCCACUGUGGGCAUGGCUUGUUCAUCUUGCUGGUGUAUCUUAGCUCGAGGUUGUCAAAUGUCGGCAUCGCGUAGAUCUGGAAGGAGCUGACGCAGUUGAUCACGACCAGCAAACUUGCUGAACCGAGUAUCAACUUGGAUGUGUCCCGCCCGUGGUAUUUGUACAAAGCUUGCAACAUUGCUCCGGUUCCCUCUGGGAUCUUCCCAACCAAAACAGAUACGGUCCCCAUAAGCCCAAUAGCCAGCAAUAGCAAGGGGAAACAAGCAGAGGCCUAUGAUCAAGUAAGCAAUCUGAACUCCUCUCCACAUUGGCUCCCUCGACGGCGUUUUCGCGCUCGACGGCAUCGUGCCCUUCAGAAAGAAACGAAGCAAUUUAGUCCCUUGGCUUACUGUAAACUAAUCAUCAAUCUUACUGAACUUUAUAUAGUUGUACCUGUAUUUCGAGGACGAGAUUAUGGCCUCUGAAAGCCAGAGCCACGAUCCCAACGCCAUUAAGAACACCACAAAUCCGAUCGAUAACUCCGUCGCUCCCUCUCGAAACAGCUACAUGAUGAUGAUCAUCAAUAGCCACCCUGCCUUGGACUACUGUCGCAGCCCAUAUCAAUGUGCAGUAGCUAACGGCGGUGAUCGCUCCGACGAGGGAAACUCUGGCUACAGAGUUCAAGUUGGGGAGAAACAGAGCUAGAAGAACGGCCGUGAAAGUGAAGACCAUGUACCACUCUAUCGUGGUCAGCGAGCCAACGCCGACGAUGUUGCAGAUGAUGUGGAAGAACGUUCUCAUGGCGCCGCCGCCGAUCAUGAUCAAGGUCACGCAGGUUCCUCCUGAUAGGUACAUUACGGGGAAGAGGGCCAGCAGCUUCCCAAACUUCUCACCGAAAGCAGCCAUCGAUAAUCCGAGGUACCUGCUGUAUCGUGCCCCAGACUCCGAUUCGUGCAGCUGGAUCAACAGCCACAUGGUGUAGAGUUGCCACACGAAAACAACGCACAGACACGAGAUCCCCCAUGUCCAGCCGAGGGAUGAGAAGGCGAGAGGAAGGAGGAGGGCCUGGAACCCGAGCCCCGAGCUAAGCGCGUGAAACGCUGCGUAGAAGGCGUUGCCGUCUCUUGACUCUGUGAUCGGAAGCCAUGGCUCUUGUGCAGCGAGCUUGUUGCCGGCCGCUGCUUCUAAGGUGUAAAAAGACUGCACGUUGGAGAUUACAGAAGCUAUGGGGCUUUUUGAAGAAAUAGUGUUCAUUUCCAAAGCUACCUCAUCUCCCAUGUUUCUGCUUGUGGAAUGGAAAUUGUAGUUUUGGAGCUUGGCUGUAGGUCGUGAUGAGAGUUGGCUAUAGUAUUUAUAGGAGGGGUGGUUUUUUGUUUUAUUAAGUAGGUUGAUUAGAAUUGAUUAAUAAUAAGUUAUUACUUUGAAUUCUUGGAUUAUGUUGUUGGUAAUAACUUAAAUAAGUUAAGUGCAGGCUGAGUAGGUAAGGUUUGAGCAUGCAAUGCAUGGGGUCACAAGGGUUUGUUGAGUUGAGUGGGAGGAAAAGUUGGUCAAUAUAUAAUGUUAAACGGCC